UUGUAAGGAAAUGGGUGCGAAGCGAACAUGAAAAGUAAGAAAGUUGAGACGAACACAAGGGACUAGAAAACUAGAAAUGCAAAGGAACAGCAUUGGGAUAAAUGGGAACAUGGCAGCCCCGCUGGAUGGACUUCCAAGUACAGAGAAAGUUGUUUGGCUCUGUCUCCUCCAUGAUUAGGUUACUUUCGAUACCGCGCGUGAUCGCAUCACUUGAUAAUAUUCUUCUGGUCUUCCCGAUGUCCAAUGGCCAACUUCCCUUCCAUUACCGGCAGUUACCCCACACCGUGUCCCUGCAUGAGCCUCUAACAGGGACAACGACUCGGCUUGCCAUGUUCUUUAGGGAACGCCUCAGAAUCAUCCAGUUCAUGCAGUUUUCCUCAGGUUAAUGAUGACUUAUAAUUUCUUGCCAUAUGCUACAAAAUUCUCAACCAAAUUACAGCUGUGUACAGUAAGUUUAUACAGCCACAUGGUUGAAUAUAUAAUGGAUUUCCAUUCAAAAGUCAAAAGUGCACUAGAAGCUGUGUUACUGUUUCCGCAAAUCCUAUUCCACAUAUAGGAAUCCCAUGAAUAAUUAAACUCCUGACCAUAUGCUUUUUUUUUUUCCAACCCAUUUUACGGUCUGAAGAAUCCGCAGGGUAAUAUUUGUGUUAAACUACCGACAAGGGAAUGAGAAAGUUAGUACUAUCUGCCAUGGAACGAGUUUGUAAUAACCCCGGCCUACUCUUCGCUGGAGAGGUUCGUCCCAGUCCAAGUAGUCCAUUGCAGAGCCAACAGGAAAAGAAACACCUAUCUGUUGAGGAGGAGGAAGAAGAAGAAGAAGAUGCAAAGACAGAUUCUUUGUUAGAUCUGAACGUGAACGGCGAUGAUUUUGCUGCCGGGUGCAAUCCAGAACUCCAUCUCAUAACCAAUUUGGAUGUAGAUAGGGAAAAAUCCAAAAGUUCAGAAAAUUCUGGAGCUUUAGAGGCAGAGCCACGAGUAUUUUCUUGCAAGUACUGUCAGAGGAAGUUUUACAGUUCGCAAGCGCUUGGAGGACACCAAAAUGCGCACAAGAGGGAGAGGUUAAUAGCGAAGAGAGGACAGAGGGAGAUAAUGGCCUCAGCUACAGACUUUGGGCUUCCUUUUCUGCAUCAUAAUAACAGGUAUACAAGUAUGGCGUCUCUGCCCCUCCACGGUACUGCCGCUAAUAAACCUCUUGGAAUUCAGGCGCACGCCAUGAUUCACAAGCGUUCUCAUAUUUCUUCUAAUUACGGGUUUGGAAACAGCCACGGAAAUCAUGGCUGGUCAAGACCCCUAAUUGAUCAGAAACCCAGAGUAGGCAAGCUAGAGAUGGCUAAUUUUCAUAGAACAACAACGUUGGGCUUGUCAUCACGAGGUAGUGUAGGAAGGUUUGAAACGGCAAAGACGACGAAGUUGGGUUCUGCAGUUAGUGAUCAGAUCGCUGGGUAUUUGGCAACUGGAACUCUAUUGAAGACUGAUCAAGAAGAAACAAAGCACCUUGAUUUAUCCCUCAAGCUCUAAGGGCUUAUUUGUAUAGGAUAUUCAAUAUGUACUAGCUAGGGCCAGGCAUCUUGACAAGUUUAUUCUCGCAUUGUCUGAAAAAUAAUGUUGUGGAGGAUCAAACUUCUUUACUGUGAGGUAAUGAUCUGAUAUUUUCUAGAAUGUCGAGUUCUUUUCUUUCCGAGACCUUGACGUGUUUACUUGUUGUGCCGAUUUAGGAGGGUUUUUCAGUUAUGAUACCUCUCGUCAGUCACAAAACUGGCCUAUAAUAUGCAGCAAUUUGUUCCAAUGUUAUGCUGGAAUUAUUGAACUUAAUUUCCACUUUCA
This is a messenger RNA of Neltuma alba, 1824 nucleotides long. Its product is annotated as zinc finger protein 1-like. The transcript has a single exon. Gene Ontology annotation, biological process: negative regulation of abscisic acid-activated signaling pathway. The record is from RefSeq and is a predicted model, not a curated record. Lineage: Eukaryota; Viridiplantae; Streptophyta; Magnoliopsida; Fabales; Fabaceae. Bases 667 to 1518 code for a protein of 283 amino acids.